AUGACGGCGUGGUUGGGAUUUGGUUGUUUGCUCAUUUCAUUUUCUCCAACAUUGGUUAUUUUUUUUCGAGUAAUUGCUAGCGAUCCACUUCGAGUUAUUUUAUUCGUUCUAGGGGCAUUUUUUUGGUUAAUUUCUCUUCUAUUGUCGGCCUUAAUAUGGUACAUUAUUGUGCCAUUACGGAAUGUACUGGCGUUUUCAGUUUUUGUUUCGAUUGCAUUUCAAGAACUUGCAAGGCUGAUUCAUUUUAUACUUCUUAAAAAAGCCCAAAGAGGUCUAAGUCAAGUCGCUGCUAGCGGAAUGCACAUAUCAGGUGUGCAUACACUUCAUCAUGCCAGACACAUUUUAGCUAUUGUUUGUGGUUUGGGAAUGGGUUUUAUGGCAGCAUUAUUUCUAAUUGUGAAUGUUAUCGCUGAUUUCUGGGGUAAAGGGACUGUUGGAUUACCUACAACAGUUCCUCAGAUGUCGUAUCAAUUCUCCGUUAAACUUUAUGCUGAAGAUCAAACGUUACCGCUAACUUCUUCAGUAUCUGCAUGUUUAUUAACAAUGUUUCAUGUUACAUGGACGAUAAUAUUAUGGGAUGGUUGCCAUAAAAAGGGAUUAAAAUCCAAUUGGUGGAUAGAAAUAGUUUUGGCCGUUGCAUCCCAUUAUGUCGUUUCUGGUUUGGUAAGUAAUAAUUAUUUUUUCAACUAUUUUUUAAUAUCACUGAGUUACGAUCUAUAUUUUUUUUCUCCUUAUUUCUGGUUUAGUUAA
Molecule: messenger RNA, 750 nt
Organism: Dracunculus medinensis (Guinea worm)
Lineage: Eukaryota; Metazoa; Nematoda; Chromadorea; Rhabditida; Dracunculidae
Source: the annotation of a GenBank genome assembly